AUGCAGAUAUCAGAUUGGUUGAUCAUAAGAGAAAGAACUUACCCUCUGACACGGUACUCUUUCAAAUAUGUCGAAGACUCACACCGCCUGGGGAAGCUGCAGAAUCUAGAGAAUUAUAGAGCCGGGCCUUCUGAAGCACGGCCCGUAGGGGCUACCAACAUUCCCACCAGAGGUCAUAAGAUCCCCUAUACUCUCGAAGAUGACCAGUUGCUCUGGGACUGGAUGCAACCCCACGAGAGAAACCCUAAGGCUUCCAUUAGAGGCAACAAAAUCUAUCAAGAGCUAGCCGAGAAGCAUCCAAGGCACACGUAUCAAUCAUAUCGAGAUCGGUACCUCAAAAGGCUCAAGGGACAUCCACGUCCUGGUGGUAUGCCAGAAUCAACUGAUCAACCUGCGCCUGAUGGGCCCUCCAAUUUAGCUACUCGCCUGGUCCAGUCUGAGCCUCGAGGAGGGUCUGCACAAGGGGUUGAGCCUACUGCCAUGCAAGCAAAUGACAAGAAAAGGAAACGGGCUUCGGAGGAUACUCCUGGGGAAGGCAAUGUAGACAGUACUAAUAAGCCAAGUUUGAAGAAAAGAGUCACCGAAGUCAAUAUCGACCUUCCAGACCCUUUCAUCUCCGGACCUCAAACGAAACUGGCUGCAGUACCACAUUCAGCGACAGCAUCCAACGGUCAGCGACCAACUCCUGGGGCAAAAGAGGCGAGAGAACGCGGGGCCACUGAAGGAUCGAAAGCUCCAGCCAAGGAGCCACGCCAGCCUUCGCAGCCAGACCCCCUGUUUCUAGAGCUGCCAUUUUUGCCUUCUGACGAUGAGCCUGAAGAGGAAGAUAUGGAGCAGGAUAUCGACGCAUGGAUCGACGAGCGACUUCUUAACGGAAAGGCUCAGCAUGAAGAACAAAUACACCUGGCACUGCGGUGCACCAGCAUGGAUCCAGAUUUAGCUGACAGGGUCCUGGCUAUCCUAGUAGAAGGAAAACCUAUACCGGAUGAUAUGCCUGGUGUUUGGACACCUGAAGAUGACAAAUGCAUAGAAGGAAACGAGACUCGAGGCAUCCAACGAGUCAUGGAGAAGCAUGGUACGGAGGCCUUCAACAAUCGCUGGGAGUACCUCAGCAUGGUCAGAGAGGCCGGUCUUUUAGAUACCCUUUGA
Aspergillus niger is the source of this 1149-nucleotide messenger RNA. RefSeq lists its product as uncharacterized. Gene Ontology annotation, molecular function: telomeric repeat DNA binding. The record is from RefSeq and is a predicted model, not a curated record. Bases 1 to 1149 code for a protein of 382 amino acids. Lineage: Eukaryota; Fungi; Ascomycota; Eurotiomycetes; Eurotiales; Aspergillaceae. The transcript is spliced from 3 exons. Gene Ontology annotation, biological process: regulation of DNA-templated transcription; telomere maintenance via telomere lengthening. Gene Ontology annotation, cellular component: shelterin complex.